CUGCUGCAUGUUAUGAACCUGAUUCUGAUGGUAACAACCCACCCAUAGCCAGCUGGUUGCCUGUGUUAUUGUUUUGAGCCGGGCAGAAGAGACGAGCUCUGCUAACUUGGUCCUGCUCCCAGUAUACAGCCAACUCUCGAUCGCUUAACAUUCACACAACUCUCACUCGCGCAAAACUAGGACUCUCGAUAACUUCUUCUUUGCCAUCCCAAUUUCCAUAACUCUCACCGACGACGACCUGCACUCCUGUUCGUAACGCUACAAAGUCGUCUCUCUUCUGGAAGCCUGACACUCGUCACGAAAGUGGAAGUUCAGUAGGAGAAAGUGGUCCGUGUAAAUCACCACUAUUCCAAUUUUGUAACUGGGGAAAUGAGUCCCAGAAUGGAAAUUUGGAAACAAACUACCUGGUUUCACUCGCGUAUUAAUUUGUGGAAGACAAUGCUCUUCUUAUCGGACCUUUGUGUGUAGUAGUGGUCAAACUGUUAAAAUUACAAAAAAAGAGAAAGUCAAAACAUCAAAGUUACUGAAAAUAAAGAAAGUCAACAAUUUAAACGGUCCAUAAAUUCAUUUCAUUGUGAGGAAAUUUGCCGGUUUUUCGGAAAACGAGGAUAAACCUAAAUUGGAACAGUUUUGGAAAGAUUGAUACGGAAAUUCGGAUAUCUGCACUUUCCUAGUACAAAUCCUAGCUGAUCCAGUCCAAUAUAUUCAUCUAGUGCUACCAGCACAGUGUUCAUGAACCAAUCAACUACCGCUGUUGCUGUCUCAGAGUCUUAUUAACCACUCAAUUUUCAUACGCACAAUAAUAAGCCAUUAUUACAAAGAGAGAGGCUCAAUAAUCUCUGACAAAGCAAGUAAAUAUUCAAAUCCAGCCCCAUCAUUAUUGAGACCGAGGGUGUUACCAUGUCUGCGGGAAAGCGCCUAGCGAAGAGGUCGAUUGUGGGGACGCGGAUCUGCGCCCCAAUGCGGGAGACCAGUCAGUACAGCCCCGGAGUGAUAAUUGGGUCAAAAAACCCGGACGAACUCCAUUGCUUUAACAACUGCCACACCGGAAUCACACCCAACAGCAAAUACGUGGUUCGCUUCGAGACUGGAGAAACCAGGGAAUUUUCCGAGAGCGAACUCGUCGGUCCAGGAUUUGGCAAUGUUUCAAGCCUCAAGCUCCGGACAGGUCAGAAAGUGUUUGUCACCCACAACGGGCGAGAAAUUUCUGGCAAUGUGGUCUAUCACCGGCCUCAGAUUGACGAAGUUCUUAUCAACAUCCCUCCAACGCCCGGUUCUAAUGAGAUUCCUUUCGAUGUAACCAAGAAGUUGGAUGAAGUUCGCUUGUUGGAAUCAAGGAAAUCUGCAAGACUCCAGGAGCAGGAUUUCGACUUUGCCAGACUGGUAGCUGACCGGAAACGUAACCAACAAACUGCUUCGAUUGACGUCCCACGGAGUUCCACUAUGUCGAGAAAACGACGACCCAGUUCAGGAAGUCUUUUCCAACCGGUCAUGCUCCAAGCUGGCGGAGAUGGCGAGAUGGACGAGUGCGCUGCUGCAUUGGUUCUCAUGAGUCUCCAUUCUGGCAGUCCCAAAUCUCCACAUUGGGUGGACAACAAUGUUGGAAUGAUCUCAUCUUCCUGGAGCUCAUCAAGCUCAUCGGGUGCUUCUUCAUGGUUCGGCAGCGCUUCAAACCAGAGCGUGGUGGGAAGUUUGGGCGCCGUGUCAUCCCCGGGCGAACUCCACUUCAACUCCAACAGUCCCACCCCGUCCUCCUCGGACGAGGGGGUCGAGAGCGACAUCGGGGACUGGGAAGAACCGAGACGCAAGCGGAAGAAAAUCUUCAAGUGUACUUUCCCUGGCUGCACCAUGAUCAAGGAACGCUGCUUGGACAUUGAAGGACACGUGAGAGCUGCUCAUUUAGGAGGAAAUCAAAGUAGUGCCGACGAUCGGGAGGAAGAGUUUUAUUACACGGAAAUAGAAGUGUCGCUUGAUCUCCCCUCGUCACCGGCGUCUUUUGGUGGAUCCUCCUCCAACGGACUUGGAAUGGCUUUCUCACCAACAAUGUCUCACAUGGACAUGGCUCGUCCAUGGUCACAAGACCCAGAGUACAAAUUGAAUCAGCAGCAGCUUCAGUUGCAACAUCAUCAACGCAAAUCUCCCAGUGGAAAUACUCAUCUAAAUCCCAAGAAGCGAGCCUCCCCAAAAUCCAGCCCAGUUCGCAGACCGAGAGGCGAUACAAAGAAAUGCAGAAAAGUUUACGGGAUGGAACGUCGUGAAAAUUGGUGCACUCAGUGCCGAUGGAAAAAAGCCUGCACCCGGUUUGGCGACUAGUAAAGUAGCCCAGUUUCUGCUUCAAAUCGUCAUUCAAACUUCUCUGAGAAUGAUUGAUUCGAAUCAACCAACAUCCGUGUGGACCGAGUAUCUUACGUGGUAGUUUUACUAUUAUUUGUUAAGUUGGAGCUUAUAUAUGUACAUGUUAAUCAUCAGAUUAUCUAGAUUAUUUUACGUUAGCAGAUAUCGUGUUAGAUUAUUUUAAGAAUACUUACGAAGAUACGGCUACACGCAUAAUUUAAUAAGUUGUCUCAUUUGCCAAAAUUAUGGUGACAGGAUCUGCCUACACGCAUACAUAUAAUACGCAAGUCGGUAGGCCAACUCAUAUGUAUGCAGUUCCAAGAAGGCAUGCAAAAGUUCCAAAAAAGGAGUCGCACAAAAAUCCCUAAAAUGAUAUACCAUCGGAUAGUAUUUUCUAACGAUAAGGCAGAGAUGGAAAGGAUCAGAGGCUUCAUUUUUUAAAGAACGAAAUCAAGCAUACCAAACCAAAACCACCAAAAUAGUCAGUCAUUAUCCAUGUGGCAACUUUUCGGUGAACUCAAAUUACCAAACAAUUCGAAACAAAGACCUCUCUUGAGUCUUACAUAAAUGUAUCAAUGCAGUCAGUGAGUGACUUCCUUCUCUAAUUUCAUGCUUAAAAGUCAAUACAAGCCAAAACUGCCGACUGAUGAUGAUAACUCCUCCUUAAAAAUGCUGCCGAACAAUCACUUUCUUCUUGGACUUUACAUUUCCUGAGGAGAAAAAAAUCAGCAAAAGAAAGAGCAUCUAUGCAGGAAGUAGACAGCUUAUAUUAUUUAGUGUUGCAUUUUGCAUGUAUUUUCCAUCACGAGGUUUUUUCAAAAUUCUGGUUUAGUCAUUUUGUACUCGUUUUUUUACAAAUAAAUGAUUCACAUUGCAACUGGAUUAUCGAUGAAUUGUGGCCUCACCAUAAGCACGUUCGUUCGUGUACAACUUAUGUAAGACAAUGAUAUUCUCCAGUCUUAAACAAUAUGAAAAGUAAAUCAAAGCAGAGUUUGAUAGCUGCUCUCGCACCAACUUCUUUCUCCACACAGUCAGUCAUGUUUCACUCAAAAGAUGCAAUCCAAUUCCAAAAAUAUCUCAAGACAUUGUCGAAAUAAUAGCGGAACAUGAGUUGCGACUGCUGGUGAGAAAAGAAAGAAAUUCCAAUCUUGGUUCCAGCGCAAAUGGCCAAGACUCAAAAGUUCAAUCACAUAUGCAAUUUAUUCCAUGAAUCCAAUAAAUGCAUGGCUCUAAUCUAUAAAUUAGCAAUUACUACAUAAUAAUCGGAAUACAAGGAACUAUGAUGCUCUAAAUUUUAUAUAUGUGGUGUAUAUUUCAAAUGUAAUUCGCUACCAGUAAUUGUAAGUCAAAACAUAGCUAAAUCUGUAGAUUGCAACUGCGUACUCAUUGCAAUUAUUAUUAUUAUUAUUAUUAGUCCAGUUAGGAACAAGUUGCUUGUUAAAGAAAACGCACAUAUUAGCACAUGCAUAAUAAUGUCCACUAAAUUAGAGGAAAGGCCCAUCAAUGCUAUUCAUACAUAUUUUCUGCUUGCUCUUCAAAUUCUGUUGAACUUUGGUCAUUAUUCAUUUAUGCCAUAUUCACACAAUAACCACACAUUUGUUGCACCAGACACGAGGCCAACGCAAAUAUAAAAACAUCCUGGUGGCGUUUCGAAAUUGGUCAAAGUUGCAAAAGUUAUUAUGACUAUAAGUGUGUCUCGUUUGCAAUUUAUAUACAUAUUUUUUAAUUGGAGCAACUAAUUGAAUUUAUUAUUAGCCUAAGUUUUUUUGACAUUGUGCAAUCGUGCCUCAUUGUGUAUUGCAAAUUUUAAAUGAUAACAAUUUUUAUUUUAUUUGUUUUUAAACUCACUACAUAUUAUCAGCAACUUUCAUAAAGUGCUCGGCUGGCCUGGUGCAAUAAUGUUGAUUCUCUUCUCCGGAAAGUCUGCUUGAUUCUUUAUUAUCCUUUUUUCCCUUGGAUGAUUUUACUGAAUUUCCGAAUUGUGCAUCUCAAAUAAUGUACCGCGUGCCAGUUUUAGAAGAAGUGAUAUCAGCCACACCCUUGUUUAGUUAAUAAAGUAAAUCUCAAUUGAGGAGAGGUACACGUAUUUAACCUUAUGCCAAGUACACAAGUCGAAAUAAAUGUCUCUCUGCCAGAUGUAUGAGAAGUAGUUCUGGCCAGUAGAAGAACUUUCCCACAAGUUGCAGAAAUAAAUGAACGCAUUUUUUAUUAUACGGAUUUAGGAAUUAGUAUUACAUAAAUGAUAGGGUUGACUGUUUAACGUUGAUGAUUAGGUUGAUUGUUGUAUGGUUUGAUAUUAAAUAUUCCAAUAGUUUGAGCUGGAAACGGUAUCUGAGGAGAUGGCUCGUACUUGAGAUUUGCAUCAAGAGAUCAUGUUGGAAUUACUGAGAUGAUUACUGGACACGACGAAGUAUGUGUAUCUUGUAGGAAGGACCUGGGUUUGUUACGUUGUUUAUUCCAUAAGCUGCUUUGUUCAUACAGUCCCUUUGGUGAGUACCAUCUUGUUGUGUUGCACUUCAGUAUAUGAAAUAUGUUCACGUUGGUCAUGCGGAAGUAUUAAACAAAAUUUCAUUUUGAAACCUUUAGCAUAGAAUUUACCAAAAGAAACUUUCUACCUGUUAAUCGUGCUAGUGAAGAAGCAGUAAAUUAGAUGAUCAGAUAUUAGAGAUCUACAUAGAUACCUUUACCACUUAUUGAUUGACCACCCAUAACCCAACCAGUGCAGUAUAUUGUUUCUACAAUAAGCUGGACAUGCAUACUUGCAGACGACCGAGAUAGAAAGAGAGAGAUGGAAUCCGGAUCGAAUAGAUCAAUAGAUUGAUUAAUUUGGUUUUGAAUUGCUUGUGUUACUGUGACUAAAAAAAGUUAAAUGAGUAAACCACAACUAUCCAAAGUACAAAAUUACUAUACAAAAUUAAUGAUGCCAGGAUUAAAAGUAGAAUACUUAAAGUCGACAAAGGUAAUAAGCAAGUCAAGUAAGUACAUACAUAAAUAUAUUUAAAAAUCUGAGCUACCUUACUUUAAGGUGGCGUAAUUAAGUAAAAGUAUGCAUAAACUUGGGUUUGGUUCGGAACUAAUAGUUGAGUCACUUUAGGGUACACACAUAAUAUACAUAAAUACGCGUAAUCGUAAUACUGUGGAUAGACAUAUUUUAAUGGUGUAGUUUAAGAAGACAAAUAAACCCACUCGGAAUUUUUAUGCUGAUAUCCGAUUUUCGUCCGUGCGGUCCCUUCAAAGAUCUGUAAAGUCGGUUUCAUUUCGAUUUCAGACUUUCCCAUAUUUAAAGUUUGUGAUAGGAUAUUUUAUUAUGGAGAUAGAAACUUAUAUUUCAGAGAAUCUUGACGUUUAUAUUGAUGAUAAAUUUUAAUAAUGAUUCCUUUCCUGGAAAAAAUCUUGAAUUUCUCUCAUCUGUGUACAAGGUAAAUAUGAACCUUUGAAAAGUUGAUUUUUUAUUAGAACUCCCUUUUAUAUACAGUUACAAGCGUUACAUUAGAAAUUCGCAUUUUAAUGUUUUGAUAUUUUUUUAUGACGAAGCAUACGCACCGGUUCAUCCUCUUGCAUAUGUACAUAAUUAUUAUUGGACAUCAUAUUUUAUUCUUAUUAUUAUUUGCACGUACAUAUGAAUUACGUUAAGGAGGAUCAUGCUAAAUAGCAGUGAAGGCUUAUAUAUUUUAGUCGUGUCGGUGAACCGAGUGGAUUGAGUUAUUACACAUUAUUACAAAUACAGAAUGGAUAAGCUAGUGAUUGAUAAGUUAUUUACAUAAGAUGAUGCCAACUGUCUUGCAAUUGGCCAUUUAUUUUAAGAUUAGAAUAAUAGAUAAACUACAAAUCUGCGAGGAAUGUAUGUUUGUUUGGAAUGUGAUAAAUUAGGGAAAUGGUUUGAACGGUAGGAAAGAGGAAUUGCAUACAUUACAUAAACUACAAACGAUGAAGAUACUCUGAACAUAUUCUGUUAGUUCAAGUGUAAUAAAGUAUACUAGGACAAUGAAAUGAACGAUAAAAUAAUGGGUAAAGUGAUGAAUUGGAUCUGGAAAACGGGAAAAUGAUCACCUGCUCUUUUGAACUGUUGGAGUAGUGGCAUCACAAAAGAAAUUGAUCACUCGUUACUGGACUCUAGAUGACGACGACAAAGAAGAGAGCAAGUUGGGUAUAAGUUAAGAUAAGCAAUGCAAAACAUUAUAGGCAUUAAUAUUACUGAUGAUGGCGAUGAUGGUGAAAUAUUCUGUAUGUAUAUAUGUAGGAGAGUGCUAAUGGUAAUAAUAUUUAGAGUGCAUGUAUGCAUGGUAAAAAUCCAGCUAGAAGAACAAAGAAAUGCAACGGUUGCAAUUACAAAUACAUACAAAUACCUUUGACGAUUUAAUCAUACUAUGUCUUUCCGCUGUGUAAUAUCCUGAAUGAAAAUAAUCAUUAGAAUAGAAUUUUUGUAAUUAGUUGGGCAAACACGUUUUAUUUGAUAUCAUUUAUUUUAUCGUUUUAAUCGAAAAGCUUGAAAUAUGGCAAAAACUGCGGCCUAGAUUUAUGAGAGCGAAGUAAGAAAACUGUAUUAGACCAACAACAUUGUAAACUAUACCAAAACAUUUCGGUUCUAUAUAUUCGGACAUCGCAAAGUUUUAAAUUUCCAUCACUGUAAAUGUACGUAACGUAAAGUUUAGUCUAUUUUUUAAUAUUGAUUGUUGAUCCUAUUGGAGAUGUGGUAUUGAAAUGAAAGGUACAAAUAAUUAUAUUAUUUUAACAUUGAGCGAUGAUGGCGUUGUAUUGAUAAGAAGCGAAUUUAAAAAAAGUGUGGAAUGAUCAUGAAGAAAGUUAAGAAAUAAAAUCAAACUGACCGGUUCACCGAGGUGUAUGUAUUAAAUAAAUAGUUGUUGUACUACAUGCAAUUUAUUUCACUUCUUUAUAAAACUCGUACAAUAAUUAUUACGGAUUACAAUUCCCUAACUUAAGACUCACCGACAAACCCUACCGAAUAAUUACGGGACAAGAAACCAUAGCAUAAGAUGAACCUACCGUUAAUAUACAUACACAUAUAUUAUACAUACAUAUAUACAUAUAUAUAUAUAUUACCGAUAUCAAUGUGUGGUGUAUGUGUACAUGUUUAUUUGUUUGUGGUCUGUAUUAUUACGUAUGAGUACGACAAAGGAUAUAAAUACAUAUAACCGAAAUAAAUAAAACUCUUGAUAAUGAAAA
Messenger RNA from Folsomia candida, 7518 nucleotides. Its product is annotated as zinc finger protein 704. The transcript is spliced from 12 exons. Gene Ontology annotation, molecular function: DNA-binding transcription factor activity; RNA polymerase II cis-regulatory region sequence-specific DNA binding. Gene Ontology annotation, cellular component: nucleus. Bases 901 to 2313 code for a protein of 470 amino acids. Gene Ontology annotation, biological process: regulation of transcription by RNA polymerase II. Lineage: Eukaryota; Metazoa; Arthropoda; Collembola; Entomobryomorpha; Isotomidae. The record is from RefSeq and is a predicted model, not a curated record.